Molecule: messenger RNA, 3242 nt
Organism: Epinephelus moara (kelp grouper)
Lineage: Eukaryota; Metazoa; Chordata; Actinopteri; Perciformes; Serranidae
Gene: pou5f3
Product: POU domain, class 5, transcription factor 3
Exons: 5
Coding region: 270-1697 (475 amino acids)
Biological process (GO): regulation of transcription by RNA polymerase II
Molecular function (GO): DNA-binding transcription factor activity, RNA polymerase II-specific; RNA polymerase II cis-regulatory region sequence-specific DNA binding
Source: RefSeq, a predicted model, not a curated record
AGCAUUUGAGCUUGAAGGUGAGGUGGUGUUAAAGUGAAUUUCAGGGAGUAGGCCGUAGGCGUAUUUGGGUUAUGUUGCAACUACUCAGGCCUACAUUUGUGCGCAAUUUCAACCCAAACGGACUUUUGUCGGACAGGUGAGCUUCUUCCACUCUCAGCCCUCUUUGGUGUGUGCGUAAACGUGAAACGGAUGCAGGUGUAGAAUCAGUCAACUUUUUAUUUCUAACUUGGUACGCGCGCCUGUGAAGAGACUCUCACGCGGCUCGGAAGAUGUCUGAGAGAUCGCAGAGUCCGGAGUGCCAAAUCCGGCCGUAUGACUUCAGCCGGACCAGCCAUUGCACCCAGGGUUUGGGUCAAGAGAGUUUGGGCAGCGCUGCGCCAUUCCAGCUUCCUCACGGCGUACUGCCAGACCCGAGCCUCUUCUACAACAAACCCGCUUACAGUGGCAUCACAUCGGCAUCCGCGCAGAGCUUUUUUGCUUUCCCACCAGUCACCGGUGACUACAGGGGAUCUGACCUGCAGGCUGGAGAGUUUGGGCAACCCAAGCACUGGUAUCCCUUCGCUGCGCCCGAGUACACCGGCCAGGUACCCGGCGUAACCGCAGCCACCCAGCCUAUAAAUCUCAGUCCCCCCAUCGCCGAGACCCGGGAGCAAAUCAAACUGCCCGACAUAAAGACUGAGAAGGACACCGAUGAUGACUACUCAACACAGGGGAAAGUUCAACAGUAUCCAACACCGCCAACCUCCGCCGCCAUGUCCCAUGGAGUCUUCUACCCUCCGGCCUGGAACCCGUCCUUCUGGCCCGGGAUCACCCACAUCACACCACCCGGCAGCAAUAAUCAAAAUCCCUCAACUUCCUCUGCGUCCUCGCCAUCACUGUCCCCUUCACCCCCAAGCAACGGACUUCCAGGGAACGCGUUUUUCAGCGUGAAUACAACCCAGGCUGCCACGGGGCCCCAGACGCAGAACCCGGCCUCCUCCACGCGGAGCAGCGGGUCCUCCAGCGGCGGGUGCAGCGACUCUGAGGAGGAGAAUCUUUCUACAGAAGAACUGGAGCAGUUUGCUAAGGAGCUGAAACACAAACGCAUUACCUUGGGUUUCACUCAAGCUGAUGUUGGCCUUGCCCUGGGUAACCUGUAUGGUAAGAUGUUCAGCCAGACGACAAUUUGCCGUUUCGAAGCCCUGCAGCUGAGCUUUAAGAACAUGUGCAAGCUGAAGCCCCUUCUUCAGAGAUGGCUGAAUGAGGCAGAGACCUCUGACAAUCCCCAGGAUAUGUACAAGAUUGAGAGAGUAUUUGUUGACACCAGAAAGAGGAAGAGGAGGACCAGUUUGGAGGGAGCUGUGCGCUCAGCCCUGGAGUCUUACUUUAUUAAAUGUCCCAAGCCCAACACCCAGGAGAUCACGCACAUCUCAGAUGACCUGGGUCUGGAGAGAGAUGUCGUUCGUGUUUGGUUCUGCAACAGAAGACAGAAAGGAAAGCGCCUGGCCUUGCCACUAGAUGAGGAGUGUGACGGCCAGUACUAUGAGCAGAGUCCCUCCCCACUGAACAUGGCCCCUUCCCCCAUUCCCAGUCAGGGCUACCCGUCUUCCAGCUACCACACUGCCCCUCCUCCUACACUCUACAUGCCCCAGCUCCAUCGGCCUGAUGUCCUGAAACAAGCCUUACACCCCGGACUGGUUAGUCACCUGACUGGAUAAACCUACUCGGGUAGUCCCGGUCAGAACCACAGAUUGCCUUCCCAAGUCUCUCUAUCAAACCCCAACUCAAGCUGAAGAAGAGCCUCUAAAUCCAGCAACCAGAUCGACAGAUCAUAUCUGCGGAUCGCAAACAUUCCAGGUGUGAAGGCUCCUCUUCUGACCACAGCAGUAGGAUGGAUCAAAGUGGUUUCUUGUUCUUGUUUUGAUGGUGAAACUCAAUGAACUGCCAUGGGCAACAUCCUCCCAACAACUGCUUUCAACUUCAAACCAAGAGAGAAACUUAAACUGAAUGUGCCUUUCUGUUUCUUUAAUGUAUGUGUUCUUGGAUAAUACAUUGCAUAGUAAGUUAUUCCAUAGGCUUUAAUCACUGCAGGUUUAGAGCAAUGCUAAAGUGAGAUCUGGUGCUACAGUACAUGGUCCAGUGGCAGAGUCAGGAUGAUUUUGUAAAUGUCACAGCUGAAUAGUCAGGGUAUUCUUGCCACUUAUGCUAAACCCUGGGCAGGUUUUCUGUGGGGCAGAUGAGGAAAGAUUUGGGUUAUCACAGGAAUGACAUUGUUAGUUGGUACAAAAUUCAUCUCCGACAGUUCAGUCAGUGUUUGUGCAAUACGUCUUUGUCCCAUCUGAACUGAGCAGCUACAGUAUUUGUCAUUGAAAUGGAAACACUCACAAAAUUUUCCAUUUGUUUUUGCACAAAGUUGUUUUGUAAUGUUGAGUGAUCUUUUUUAAAAUAUGUCCGCUUUGUAUAAUGAAUCCAGAUUUUUGCCCUAUGGUUGUUGAUGAACAUCGACGUCUUUAGCAAAUGUGUUUAGCAUCAAUGGGGAGCAGUGAGAUUCAAACAUUUUGAGGGAGUUGUGAUUAAUGUUACAAGUGUCUUUGCUGCUAAUCUGCCAAUUGCACACUGCCAGUAUUUUCAGUCUCAGUUGGAUGGCAAUGAGAUUAAGUCUGACCUGAUUUGGAUCAAUUAUGCUGUCGACUUGUAUUUCAAUACCUCAAUUUUGCUUUUAUUGUAAAGGGUUUUUAUGUUUAUGAAAUGUUGAUACUAAAAGUCAAGUUUGGGUGCUCACUGGAGUAUUUCUCUCGUCUGGUAUUGUUUUUAAGAAGUUAUUUUUUUACUGGGAUGACUGUAACUUUUAGACAUGAAGACAUUAAAUGUCAAUUAGCCACUUCCCUGACUGUACCUCACAUGACUUAGAAGUCCCUAUAGGUUACAAUUAAAUUAUUAGCAAGGCGACAGCUCGGGAAACAUUGAAACAAGCCUUUAAACCAAAGUUCCUUCACUAAUUAAUGUUAACAUAAUAUUGCCUCUUUAAUAACUUUACAGACAAAUAUUAGCAGAUUUGUGAAUGUGCAAUCAUUACAGUUCGACUCUAACCAGACUUUUUCAACUGUGACACAUUUUGGAUUAAAUUAAAUGGAUUAAAUUCUAAUUUAUUGAGAUGUCAGCCACACUGAGAUGUUUUUAAUCAGAGCACCCUGAACCUUAAAUGUAUCCCUGCUUCUAGUUAUCAAGUAAAGCUGACUUCAUGCUGAAAUGUUUGAGAACUA